Molecule: messenger RNA, 1832 nt
Organism: Trematomus bernacchii (emerald rockcod)
Lineage: Eukaryota; Metazoa; Chordata; Actinopteri; Perciformes; Nototheniidae
Gene: dnajb6a
Product: DnaJ heat shock protein family (Hsp40) member B6a
Exons: 8
Coding region: 199-1035 (278 amino acids)
Biological process (GO): protein refolding; positive regulation of proteasomal ubiquitin-dependent protein catabolic process
Cellular component (GO): cytosol; endoplasmic reticulum membrane
Molecular function (GO): ATPase activator activity; Hsp70 protein binding
Source: RefSeq, a predicted model, not a curated record
CCGUAGAAGAAGAAGAAGAUGAAUUCAGAAACAGGACGUUGCGUCUAAUCUGAAAACCUGCAGACUGCUGAACAUGAAUAAACCUGUUUAGCAUCUGACUCAACCUAAAUGACAAACUGGCUGACCUGCACAUCUUCUGAAUUCACGGACAGCUGGACUUGAGUUGGCUCCCUGAAGUUUCUCCCUUUACCCCUAAUCAUGGUGGAGUACUACCAGGUGUUAGGAGUACGGAGAGAAUCGUCUGCAGAUGACAUAAAGAAAGCUUACAGAAAGCUGGCCUUGAAGUGGCACCCCGACAAAAACCCCGAGAACAAGGACGAGGCAGAGAAGAAGUUCAAGGAGCUGUCAGAGGCGUACGAGGUGCUCUCAGACGUCAACAAGAGGAGCCUUUAUGAUCGCUAUGGCAAAGAGGGGCUGACAGGGAACAAUGGAGGAAGAGGAGGGCAUUUCCACAACGGAAAUCAUUUCCAAGAACCGUUCACAUUCCGAAACCCAGACGACGUCUUCAGGGAAUUCUUUGGAGGCAGAGACCCGUUUGCUGACUUCUUUGGUGCAGAUCCGUUUAGUGAGGAUCCGUUCUUCAGCGGCGGUCGGCGGCACCACAGUCAGCGACAUCGCAGCCGGACAGGCGGCUCGUUCUUCGGGGGCUUUGUUGGUUUUCCUCCCUUUGGUGCUGGCUUCUCACCUUUUGACCCAGGCUUCGGUUCUUUCGGCUCUAUGAGCCCCAUGGGUCAUAUGGCGCCCAUGGGUCACAUGACAACCAUGGGCAGCCUGGGAGGUGGAGGCUUCACCUCGUUUUCCUCCAGUUCCUUCGGAGGAGGAGGAGGAGGAGGAGGAGGAGGAGGAGGAGGAGGAGGAGGCAUGGGAAACUUCCGCUCUGUGUCCACCUCCACGAAGAUCAUCAACGGCAGGAAGAUCACCACUAAGAGAAUUAUAGAGAACGGUCAGGAGCGGGUGGAGGUGGAGGAGGACGGCCAGCUGCGGUCACUCACCGUGAACGGGAAGGAGCAGCUGCUGCGACUGGAACACAAGUGAAGAGGAGGAGGAGGAGGAGGAGGAGUGUUACCUCAGCACAAACACACCAACAAACUUGAGCUUGACGCAGAAGGAGGGGAAAAAAAGCAACAAACCGAUGUAAUAAUAGUCUCUACUGUUGUUUGGAUGUACAUACUUAGGUUUAUCUCCCCCUCUCAUGUCCCCCCCCCCGCUGACUCUCCGCUGUUCUCCGAUGAUUCCGAUUGGAGGAUUUGGACGCAGACUUUUCUAUGCAUUUCGUUCAUGUGUUUCUGAAUUGGAGCUGUGUUUAUUUUUUGGCUCAGGGUGGUGUUAUUGUUUCUGUGUUUGGGACCACAGUAUUAUUCUGAUGUAUGAUGACCAGCCCCCCCCCCCCCAUCGCCCCGCCUCCACGUUACUUUCUAUAUGCACUCCACUAUGUUCAGAAAACAAGGCAUGACUUUGCUUCUCCAUCUGAAAAUAGAAAAUGAAAUUUGAUUUUAAAAAGUGGGUUCAAAUGACUGAACCCACCCCCCCCCCCACCCACCCCUCUCUGUUUACUGCUAGUCUAACCUCUUCUUAGUAAUAAUUCUUUUUUAUUAAAAUAAAAAUGCUGGUAGGAUGAGUUAUGCAAUUUUAUAUGUUCUAAUACCAAUGUGUUUUCUGUUUAUUUAAUUAUGCAUGUACACCUGUCAAUGUUGAGUCUUAAUGUUAAAGCUGCAUUAUGAUGCACAAAUAAUGGAAGGCAUUCUAUAAAUGAUAUAUGGAUAUAGAAGGAAUUUUGUGUACUUUGUAAAACCAAUAAAUCUGAAUUUCAUCCUGUUUUCAGGAUGCUCUAA